Messenger RNA from Naegleria lovaniensis, 2535 nucleotides. RefSeq lists its product as uncharacterized. The transcript is spliced from 4 exons. The record is from RefSeq and is a predicted model, not a curated record. NCBI's taxonomy places the organism in Eukaryota, Heterolobosea, Eutetramitea, Acrasida, Naegleriidae. The coding region runs from base 1 to 2535 and encodes 844 amino acids.
AUGUUGGGCUCUUCACACACAACGCUUGGUUCUUUGGAUUGGCACAAAUUCAUUCUUGUGUCAUUUCUUCUUCUCCUAUUAUUACUCACUCAUUCACCCAACAGUUGGAUACAUUCAGCACCUUCUGUAAAAUAUAUCAUCACAACAGUGGCAGGAAAUGGCAAUCAAGUGUAUCAAGAAGGUUGUGUCAAUGCUUUGGAAUGUGGAAUGUUUCCGUUUGCAUUGCAUGUCACUUCCAACCUUGAAAUUUAUUAUUCUGACAGCCCCAACAAACGAAUCAUGAAAAUUUCAAAAACUGGCAAACUUAGUACCAUUGCUGGUAAUUCAACAGCACCCAAAUCCACCGCGUAUGUUGAUAAUAUUCCUGCAGUAAAUGCACAUAUUCAAUUCGCUGCAGGUGUUUAUGUACAUCCAUUCACACAGGAUGUCUACUUUGCAGAUACGUUCACAGACAAAAUCAGAAAAGUAUCGAAUGAAACAGGAUUGGUCACGACAUUUGCAGGCACCGGUGCAGACUCAUCCAGUGGAGACGGAGGACAUGCCUUAAAUGCAUCCCUCUGGCGACCCAUGGGAAUUUACAUGAAUCAUACCACCAAUGAAAUGUUCAUCACUGAAUCCUAUGGAUUGGAUGGCUUGGUUCGAAAAGUCUUCUCCAAUGGAACCAUCACUACCAUUGCAGGAAAAGGAAAUGCAGGUGAUGGAAGUUUGGCAGUUCAAGCACACUUGUUCAGUCCAUGUGCAGUUCAUCAGACCAUGAAUGGAGAUGUAUUCAUAUUAGACAAGGGUGAUCAUGUUCUAAGAAGAAUAGAUGCAAGGACUGGAAUUAUUUCAAAAAUUGCAGGAAUUUACUCGUCGUAUGGAUACAAUGGAGAUGACAUUCCAGCUACAAGUGCUAAAUUGUUCAACCCAUUUGGAUUUACUGUUGCAGAAAAUGGAGAUGUGUACAUUGCAGAUUAUGCAAAUUGUCGAAUUCGAUAUAUUAAUGCCUCCACUGGAAAUAUUACAACCAUUGCAGGGAAUGGAACAGAAGCAUUUAGUGGCGAUGGAGGUCUGGCAACCAACGCUGCAAUUUUUAGACCCUCAUCGAUUGUUCGAAUGCCAACUGGUCAUCUCUAUUUUACAGAUUUUUUUAAUCGAAGAAUUCGUUUGUUAACACCCACAUGUGAUGACGGUUUCGUAUAUGUGGCAUCGAACCAUUCUUGUGCUGAUUUUGAGUGUUUUGGAAUCAAGUACAAUGACAGCCGUGUUUGCCACUCACAUGGAAAUUGCUCAAAUCUGGAUGUGUGCUCAUGUCAGGAAGGAUAUGUUGGCAAGGCGUGUGAAAUUCCUACUUGUGAUGGAAUUCGAGGAGAUAAUGCAACUGUUUGCUCUUCACAUGGAACAUGCACUUCGUUCAAUAAUUGUACCUGUCAUGAGGGAUAUACUGGAAAUGAAUGUAAUAUUCCAAUUUGCUUUGGAUAUAGAGCAGAUAAUUCGACCGUAUGCUCUUCAAAGGGAAUAUGCACCAGUUUCAAUAACUGCUCUUGUGUGGAGGGAUAUACUGGAAAUGAAUGUCAAACUUCUAUUUGUUAUGGAGUUAGGGAUGAUAAUUUAACCGUAUGCUCCUCUCAUGGUGUAUGUUCAAGCUUUAACAAUUGUACAUGCCAUGAGGGAUAUACUGGAAAUAACUGUGACACUCCAAUCUGUUAUGGUACUAAUGGAGAUAAUACGACUGUUUGCUCUUCUCAUGGAACAUGUAGCUCGCACAAUAAUUGUACUUGCUAUGAGGGAUAUACUGGAAAUGAAUGUCAAACUUCUAUUUGUUAUGGAGUUAGGGGUGAUAAUUUAACAUUUGUAUGCUCUUCACAUGGAACAUGCACUUCGUUCAAUAAUUGUACUUGCCAUGAGGGAUACACUGGAGAUAGGUGUGACAUUCCAAUUUGCUUUGGAUAUAGAGCAGAUGAUGUCUCACAUACUUGUUCAACGUUUGGAAAUUGUGUGGACAGGGAUACAUGUGCGUGUUUAAGAAAUGAUAUAUUUUUUAAGGAUUGUUCCUUACUUUGGUUGAACUCUCAAACCAUUGCUUUGAAAUUCACUCAAACGAGUAGUCAAACCACCAACACUGAACCAACAGCCACAACUCUUCAACUUGGUUUUGAGCAUCAAGACUUUUUGAAAUUCUAUAAUGGAAAAGUACUCCAUGCAGUAUUGGAAUUGCAACUCAAUGAAUUGCAAGUUAUUGGAAAUGUGACUGCUUUUAUUGAGAUAUGGGAUGGUAAAACCUCACUGAAAAUCUCGAACAAAACUCAAUCAUUGAAUUACUUGCAAGUAGUUAAUGCUCCUCCACCCAAAGCCAUUUCAUCACCAAUCAAGAACGAUCAACAAGGAGGUGUAGACACGGUUGCUAUCGCCGUUGGAAUUAGUGUCCCAUUGGGAGUGUUAUCAGUGGUAGGAAUAACUACCUUAAUUGUUGUCAUUGUUGUCAUUUUUGUGAAAAAGGCAAAAACAGCCAAUCAUCUGGCUGUUUCAAAUCAAAUAGAAAUGACAGGAGUGUAA